Molecule: messenger RNA, 862 nt
Organism: Cariama cristata (Red-legged seriema)
Lineage: Eukaryota; Metazoa; Chordata; Aves; Cariamiformes; Cariamidae
Product: poly(U)-specific endoribonuclease-A-like
Exons: 6
Molecular function (GO): RNA endonuclease activity
Source: RefSeq, a predicted model, not a curated record
GAAGGCCUUAAAUCAUGAACUUUCUAAACUUUUCAAUGACAUGUGGGAUAUGGAUGUUAACCGCCUUAUACCUGGGAAAGACUACACAAUUGAUUUGCAGGGAAAAGCAGGUGCCGCACAGCAAGGUGACAGUGCUGUCCAGGACAGCGCAGGCAGACAUCUGUUUCACAACGUAAAUGAAGAACGCCUGAAGAGCAUAAAAAGUUUUGCAACCUUUAUUUCCUUAUUGGACAACUAUGAGACAUCAACUGGCAUAGCAGAAGUAGUGACUCCAGAAGAAAUAGUUGAAAACAAUUCUUUUCUUGAUGCUAUCUUAGCAACAGAAGUCAUGAAACUAGCUCAUGAAUAUCUGCUUAAAAAAAAACUAGCAAAGCCAAACCUUGCUGAUUUCAAACACCAGCUCUAUGACAUCUGGUUCCAGCUCUAUGCCAGGAAAGAAGGAGACAGACCCGAUUCUUGCGGUUUUGAACAUGUUUUUGUUGGAGAAACAAGGCGUGGUAAACAGAUCUUAGGUUUGCACAACUGGGUGCAAUUUUACCUUCAGGAGAAGCGCAACCAAAUUGACUACAAGGGAUAUGUCACUCGGAAGAACAAAACCAGGCCUGAUGAAGAUGACCAAGUUUUGAGCAUCCAGUUCAGCUGGAAGGGCUUGGUCAAGCCAAUUGGAAGCACCUUUAUUGGUGUCAGCCCAGAGUUUGAAUUUGCCCUUUAUACUGUCAUCUUCCUGCUGGCUGAAGAAAAAGUCACACAUGAAACAGUGAAGAUAGAGGAAUACGAGCUACAGAUGGUUGUUUGCCGCCAUGGGCGCCACAUUGGAACAGCAUAUCCAGUACUCCUCAGCACCAGUAGUGAAGACCAGUAG